Molecule: messenger RNA, 3780 nt
Organism: Eublepharis macularius
Lineage: Eukaryota; Metazoa; Chordata; Lepidosauria; Squamata; Eublepharidae
Gene: TMED7
Product: transmembrane p24 trafficking protein 7
Exons: 4
Coding region: 123-785 (220 amino acids)
Biological process (GO): endoplasmic reticulum to Golgi vesicle-mediated transport; Golgi organization; intracellular protein transport
Cellular component (GO): COPII-coated ER to Golgi transport vesicle; endoplasmic reticulum-Golgi intermediate compartment; endoplasmic reticulum
Source: RefSeq, a predicted model, not a curated record
CCACCGCUUCCGGGCCGUUUGCACCUCCCACCCCCGGCCACGCCACUGGUAGAAACCGGCUCGGGCAGGUGUGGGCUGUCUCCGGUUCCUCACGGCGCUUGCGGUUGAAUCCCCAUCAGGAGAUGAUGUUGAGCGGCAGGCUGGGCCCUGGUGCCUUGGCGGGACUGUGGGGGCUGCUGCUGUUGCUGAACCUGGGUUGCGCCGUGCGCGCCUCGGAGAUCACAUUUGAGUUGCCAGAUAACGCCAAGCAGUGCUUCUAUGAGGAGAUCAUGCAGGGCGUCAAGUGCACCCUGGAGUUCCAGGUGAUCACUGGAGGACACUAUGAUGUUGACUGUCGUUUAGAAGAUCCAGAUGGCAUUGUAUUAUACAAAGAGAUGAAGAAGCAGUAUGAUAGUUUUACUUUUACUGCAUCCAGAAAUGGAACAUACAAAUUUUGUUUCAGCAAUGAGUUUUCUACCUUCACACACAAAACUGUGUACUUCGACUUCCAGGUUGGAGAUGAUCCACCUCUGUUCCCUAGUGAAAACAGAGUCACUGCACUUACUCAGAUGGAAUCUGCAUGUGUUUCCAUUCAUGAAGCUUUAAAAUCUGUCAUUGAUCACCAGACUCACUUUCGGUUAAGAGAAGCCCAAGGCCGCAGCAGAGCUGAAGAUUUAAACACACGGGUGGCUUAUUGGUCAAUAGGAGAAGCCAUCAUUCUUCUUGUAGUUAGCAUUGGUCAAGUGUUUCUUCUCAAAAGUUUCUUCUCAGAUAAAAGAACCACCACAACCCGUGUUGGAUCAUAACUGAUGUUGAGAAAAUUCUUCAAAUCCACUGUUCUUUGUAAAAUAUGGUUCUUCAAGUAAUUUCUAGUUAUAGAACAUGGAGAACAUUUUAAAUAUCUUUAGCCAUCCCUCUCUACUUAAAGUUGAAAAACACAAGUUCCCCAAAAGCUGUGGAAAAGGGCAGCUUUUUAUUUGUAAUAUAUGGAUUUUCUCUUGUUUGUGUUUGCACAGAGAUUUAACUUAAGGUUGCUACAUUUUUUUAAAAAAGCUAAUGAGGCUACAUGUUGGGAGGAUAAUACUUUAAAAUAGUAUUUAGCAUGCUAAUGGGAGAUCAUCCAUAUGAAAAGUGGAUGGCAGUGUGAUUUCUCAAGCAAAAAGGUAUGGGGAUAAAAAACAAAUGCCAGUGUGAUUAAUUGUAGUCUCAGAUCCUAGUACUGCAUGUUUUGAUUUUUCUAUGAAAAUGCCAGUCACAUUUUUCUGUAAUUUCUUGUUUUACUGAACCAAAUUUAAGACUGAGGACCCUAGGGAAUUCAAUUCUCUGUACUUUGAAAAUGUUUAUCUGGUUGACUUACAUUUUUCUUUUAAAUAAAUGGGAAGAAUAUUUUGUAACUCUCAAAGUUGUUCAACUCUUUGAAUUUGUGAUGCUGCUGCUUUGAAGAACUGAAAUCUACAGGCUGAUCCACAAAUAUGCUGUUCCUGCUUGAAGUCAGUAGGACUCAGCUAAUGUGUAAGUGGACUGGGAUAAAUGAUUUGUGACUCCAAGCAAAAGCUUGCUAUCAGUAUAGUAUGUAGGUAGACCUAUGUUCUCUGGGACUAGGUUGGCAUAAGUGGAUUGAGGGUUAUAGCCUAAAAAAAUGUCUUAUUAAGCAACAUCUGUACAGCCACCAGGAAUGGUUGUAUAACAUCUGUGAGAGUUUUAUUCUCCUUUUGAAAAUUUUAAUAAUUGCUGGAAAUCUAGGUUUCAUGAGUGUAACAAACUAAUUUGUUGCUUUGUACCAACUGCUACUACUUUUAGGCUGUAGGGCUUCCUUGUGCGGUGGUUUAUGAAUUGUUUAUUUGGGUUUUCUUGUAUCAAUCACUGUUCUUGUUCAUGGCUAAUAUAUACUCAAAAGUUUUGUAAGUAUGUGAGAUCCCAUGCUGUACUGUAGUUACAAGCAAUCAAAGUAAAAUUAAUAUUACCACUCUUACGAUAAAACACAUCUAUUUGAAAGUAAGUCUCAGGGCCAAACUAGACAUGCUUGUUUUUAAAGAGUUGAAUCUUGGUGUUCCAAGACCAAAAAGCCAUUCUUUGCAGCCACUUUGAAAACACAAUUGUGUAGUUUGGCCCUAGCUGACUUCAAUAGAGGUUUUUUAAAGAAUAUAUAUUUUGGAUUACAGAAGGCAGUUUAUAUCAGAAAAAAACUUGACUUGUAAUAUUUGGAAACAUAUGGAUACCACUAAGGCUUUACAAUCACAAAAAUGCACUUUGCAUUGAAUUGUCCUACAAAGCUGCCUCACUCUAUUUUGCAAUUGUAGGUAAGAGAACAAUCCCAGAAAAAUUUGUUAUAUGCUUCCCUGUAUUGCAUUGCACUCUAUGAACCUGGACCAUUGUGUCAAAUUUAAAUGCUCGUGGUUGUAAGGAGUGUAGAGUAGAUUUUCUCUAGUAUUGAAUGGUUCCGCUUUGAAUCAUUGAUGAUGAAUCAGAAGAUUCUUGUUCUGCUUAGUUACUGAUUGUUAAAGCAUCCCUUUCAUUACACACACUCACUCUUGCAUUUGUGUGUGCUGUGAGAGGCUUUUAAAAGAAAAGAAAACCUAUAAAAUUGUGCAUUUUAGGGACAGGGAAAACUACAGUACUGUAAACAAUUAAAGCCCUGUAGAACUAAUUCAGUGUGUAAUAUUUGGCGAGAGGGGGGUGGCUGUUCCACUUGAGCUUGCAUAAAAUAAAUUUGACAGUACUUGUCCACUUCUUUUAUUUAGGUUUUAUUAUAUGCUAUCAGAUAUGCAGGUGUAGUUAUGAUAGAUCAUAAAAUCCAUUAUCGCUGGAAUCUAACUCAUGCAAUUUCCAUUUCUAGUACUGAGGAGUAGCACUACAUAAUAACCUAAGUGAAAAUAAAUGAAAGUUGAUGUGGUAGCAGUAAUGAUUAGGAGAUUUGGCCAUAAAGACAAAAGAUCUUGUGAAAGCAUAUCUGUUUGGAUUAAAGGUAAAAACUACUUGUAAGUAGACCACCUGGGGGAAUUCAACAACAUCCAGAGUUGAUGAGUUCCUGAUUAAUUAGUCAAUUACUCACAUAGAUACUAGGUGGAGUCAUACAACCAAAGGCCAUGCAGUAGCCAGUUAAAACUAAUCACGCUGUGCCCGUGAAAACAUGAGAGGUGGUUUUCUGUGGACUCUAAUGAAGCAGUAAAAGCUCAUCAACUGUUCAGCUUCCCUGGUUUUCCAAUCAGUAAAGUGGUUACCAGCUACAUUGUUAGAGUCUACAUAUGACUCCCUCAUGUAGUUACAAGUACUGAGUGGUUACCUUGUGGCUCCUAAUUAUCUUAAUUAACUGUUGAACUGUGUGUGAGCUUUCUUUUGUGAUUUUUCCAUUCUACUAAAUGUGUAUAGAGCUACCUAAUUUGGUGGUUCUGCUGUCAUGGGCUAGUGGCACUAGCUUUUUAGCACCAGCUCUUGGGUUGUGUUCCACCCAUCUUUCUGUGCAGCACAUUUUUUUUAAUGUCCUUCAUGUUUUACACAAAUUCCAAGGCACAUGACUGAGUAGUUAGAUGUUAAUAUGCACAGAGUAAAAUUGAUACAAAAAGUGGGAUUUAAAACGCUGUAAAAAAUCAACAAUUGUUCAGAUAAAAACGGAGGGGGGGGCAUAUCUGUGACUGAAAAAAUAACCACAACAAAAGAUGCCAGAGGGUUUUUUGCUUUAUGUCUACAUGUGUUUAAUGAUGUGAAAUAUGUGUCCUAAUACUUUGCAAGCUUUUUGUUUCUUAUUUGACGCUAAAUUGGCCCUGUGAACAUUAUACAGGAUAAUAAAAUUAAUAUAAGGUU